Molecule: messenger RNA, 924 nt
Organism: Perca flavescens (yellow perch)
Lineage: Eukaryota; Metazoa; Chordata; Actinopteri; Perciformes; Percidae
Gene: cdx4
Product: caudal type homeobox 4
Exons: 3
Coding region: 1-855 (284 amino acids)
Biological process (GO): animal organ morphogenesis; anterior/posterior axis specification; cell differentiation
Cellular component (GO): nucleus
Molecular function (GO): RNA polymerase II transcription regulatory region sequence-specific DNA binding; DNA-binding transcription factor activity, RNA polymerase II-specific
Source: RefSeq, a predicted model, not a curated record
AUGUAUGUGGGAUACAUCCUGGAUAAAGAAAGCGGCAUGUAUCACCAAGGGCCGGUAAGAAGAUCGAGCAUAAAUCUGCCUCCACAGAACUUUGUUUCUACACCUCAGUACCCCGACUUUACUGGAUACCAUCAUGUGCCAAACAUGGAUACGCACGCACAGUCUUCGGGGAGUUGGGGACCCACUUAUGGCGCACCACGGGAAGACUGGGGUGCAUAUAGUCUGGGACCACCUAAUACUAUUCCUACACCCAUGAACAACUCCCCUCCUGGACAGGUUCCUUACUGCUCAUCUGAGUACAGUCAUAUGCAUCCUCCAGGAUCUGCGGUGUUACAGCCGCCGCCGGAGAACGUUAAUGUUGCACAACUUUCUCCAGAUAGAGAAAGGCGCAAUUCAUUCCAAUGGAUGAGUAAAACUGCGCAAUCAUCUUCCACAGGUAAAACAAGAACGAGGGAGAAAUACAGGGUAGUUUACACAGACCAUCAGAGGCUGGAGCUGGAGAAGGAGUUCCAUUUCAACAGAUACAUCACCAUCAGGAGGAAAUCUGAACUGGCUGUCAACCUCGGUCUGUCGGAAAGACAGGUGAAAAUCUGGUUUCAGAACCGCAGAGCCAAAGAGAGGAAAAUGAUCAAGAAGAAGCUGGGUCAGUCUGACGGCAGCGGGGGGUCUGUGCACAGUGACCCGGGUUCAGUGAGCCCUCUGCCGGUGCCGGGCUCUCUCAGUCCCUCAGAAAUCCACAACUCUCUGUACCCUCCUCAGGGAAUGAACACUUUGCCAUCUAUCAGGAAUAUACAGCAAGUGACGUGUGAAGUGAAGUGUGAAUCAGUAGAACAGUUCACCCUCCGGACCAUCUAAAACCAUAACAGAGCUCUCCGACCCGCUGACAGGACACUUGAUAGGCAGCCAGAGGAUCUGAACUCUCGU